Cyclocybe aegerita is the source of this 1260-nucleotide messenger RNA. Lineage: Eukaryota; Fungi; Basidiomycota; Agaricomycetes; Agaricales; Hemipholiotaceae. The record is from the annotation of a GenBank genome assembly.
AUGCAAUUACCUGAUUGUACCCCAGAUCGCUCCGAUCCACAAAAGAAUCCCACUUCACAGCUAGUCUCCUACGCGGCCAACAGUGGUCAAAGCACGAUGACAAUCACCACUCUUCCACGCUACGUUUGCGUCUCGCAUCCCCUAAGCAGGCUUUGCUACCACGCCCACGUCGCCAGGAUUUCCCAGAUUGAACGCCCCCUUCUGGACCUUUGGACAGCUUUAUGUCGUCCCGACCGGUGGGGUCGAGCGAUUGCCCUCUUUCGUCAACCUGUGAUCUUGUGCUACCUUGAUCCUCUACCACCACCAUCUCUGGCCUUCAAUAUGGGUAGAACUAAGAAGAACCCAAAGAAGAGAGCACUUUCCACAUCAAUGUCUGAAGAUGCCAGUCCACCUAAGAUCAAAGCCAGUAAUCAAGAUGAUGCUAAGAGCUCUAGACGUUCUAAGAAGAAAAUACACUAUCAGGAUAACGAUUCUGACGACUUCCUUUCUGACAACAACAUUAAAGCUAAGAAACCUGGUCCUCCUCAACAGCCAACCCGCAAGAAGCCAGGCCGUCCAUCAAAGAAGGGCCAGGCAAUCAGAACUGAUCCACUUCCUGAUCAAGAUACUGUCAUGUCUUCCCAAUUUCUUCAGCCUCUCACACCUCCCCAGAAGGCCAACAAGAAGGAUCCAAAUGCUAACGAGUACACUCCACGUACUGCGCAGGCUGUCCGGUUCAGCAUGCAAAUACCUAUCUGGCAGAUUGAAGUGUCUCAUAUACCAAAGAAACAGCCACAUCACGGAACCACAGAGUCACCAGAUAUGAGGCCACUGAAUAGGCUCACCCGGUUAGAGAAGGAUGGAUGGACAUGUCUUGGAACAACACCUACAGCAAAUGUGUACAGGCUGUUCCAGGAUUUUGAGAAUGACUACUCACCUCAGGAGUACAAGAUCUCCAGUGGUCUCAUCUCUAUGCAGUUCUUUGGUCAUCCUUGUGAUCGGCCUAAGGACAUACGUGCUCGCUCCUUUCUUCUUGAAUGGGCAACUCAGGAUCGCAAAGUUCCAUCAAAGUACAAGGAUAAAUCUCAACCUGUUUUCCGUGUUGAGUAUCAAUGUCUUGGAAGUUGCAAUGCUGAAGCACCUCCUGCAGAAUCAGAUGAGGAUGUGAGUGAAGAAGAGGAGGAGGAGGAGGAGGAUGAGAGCAAUUCAGAGGAUGAGAGUGAGAAUAAUCAAGAGGAAAGUAAAGCUUCUGCUCAUCAAGAAGAUCUGCCUCCUAAUUAA